AAUCCCAAAACGAAGCCAAAACACACUGCAGCAAGUGCUCCUUACUGCCCAAAUAUCUCUGAUCCAAAAUCACCACUCUCCCGCCGCAGCUCCGCCGCCACCUACUUCUCCGAAUCACCGGAGACAUCGAAUCUCCGGCUUUACUUAAAAAACCCAUAAUGCCCUUAUCUAAUUCAAUAUUAAUGUUUCGACGCCAAUUUUGUAAGCUUCCAUUUGGAGUAAUAUCAAAAGAGGAGCUGUUGAUAGAAGGAUUGCAGCCGGAGCUGAUGCCGAAACACGUAGCUAUCAUACCGGACGGUAACCGGCGAUGGGCUAAGGAGAGAGGCUUGUCACCGGAAAAAGGUCAUGAAGCUGGGAAAAAAGUGCUCGGAGAUUUGUGCCGUUAUUGCUCAAAAUGGGGAGUCAAAGUUCUUUCUGCUUAUGCUUUUUCUACUGAGAAUUGGUCAAGGCCCAAGGCAGAGGUAACUUUCUUGAUGACGAGCUACUUUGAAGGGCUUAUUCACGACUUCAUGAGGUACUACUUUUAACUGACAAUCAACUAUUAAAAUCUUCUUGUAUAUGAGUUUUGUUUUUAAAUUAUUUUACUCAUUAUUGCAACAACAACAUACCCAGUAUAAUCUCACAAGUGUAGUCUUAAGAGGGUAGAGUAUACGCAGACCUUACCCUUGCCUUUUAAAAAGGCAGCGAUGUUGUUUUUGGAAGACUUCGGCUCAGGAAGGGGAGAGGGGAGGGGCAAUAACAAGCAAACCGAUCUGACAACCAAAGCAAAAAUGCAAAACUAGCAAAAGGUAAUGCAAUCAGAAAAUCGAAACACAAGACAACAACAAGUAGUAACAGAAGACGAGUAAAUUUCAUAGGUGGUCAUUUAACUUUGUGUUCAUUACCCAAAGUCACUAUUCAUUCUUUUGUUACGUAAAAGUCAUUCAACUUUGUGUUCAUUACCCAAAAUUACUUUUCUUUCUUUUGUUACACAAAAAUUAUUUUACUAAGUUCUAGUUA
Molecule: messenger RNA, 999 nt
Organism: Nicotiana tabacum (common tobacco)
Lineage: Eukaryota; Viridiplantae; Streptophyta; Magnoliopsida; Solanales; Solanaceae
Source: RefSeq, a predicted model, not a curated record